Rhagoletis zephyria (snowberry fruit fly) is the source of this 635-nucleotide messenger RNA. It is a transcript of the gene CCAP, whose product is annotated as Crustacean cardioactive peptide. The record is from RefSeq and is a predicted model, not a curated record. NCBI's taxonomy places the organism in Eukaryota, Metazoa, Arthropoda, Insecta, Diptera, Tephritidae.
UACAAGUUAAAAAAUAAAUUAAUUUUUAAUUAAAAUGUUGCUCUGGAAAGUAUGCUCAUUGAUUUGCUUGCUGUGUAUACAUUCUACAUUUCAAAUUGAGCUGGAUAAUAACUAUUUAAAUCACAAAUUAAGUGGCGUCAUUCAAUGGAAGUAUGAGAAGCGGCCGUUUUGUAAUGCUUUUACAGGCUGCGGCAAGAAACGGUCAUCUCUUCCACCUUAUCCCUUAUGGAAACGCGCCGAUAUUGAUGAAGCAAAAGCGUACAACAGCGAUGAUGUGGCCGAAGGACUAAGUGAUCUCAUCGAUAUAAAUGCUGAACCGGCUGUGGAAAAUGUACAAAAACAAAUUAUGUCCCAGGCUAAAAUAUUUGAAGCCAUUAAAGAGGCCAGCAAGGAAAUAUUCCGGCAGAAGAAUAGACAAAGAAUGAGGCAACUUGAAGAUAAUCAAGAUACAGUUGAAGGAGUUUAAGCAACAAAAAGAAAAGGAAUGAAAAGGACAAGAACAAAAAGUUAUAGAAAGUGUUAACGCAUAUAGAAAAGAAGCUAUAGUAAUAAAAAACUCUUGAAAAAAGUAAUAAAACUAAAACUAAUAAAAAAUUUACAAAUGCAUGUAGCGUAACUACGCCUAUGUAGUUAGU